ACGUGAUUUAGCAGCCAUUUUGAAAUUUAUAGAUGAGCUUAAACCCUAUUUUUCCGUAAAAUGACGAAUGGUCUGUGGAUGAUAUUUUACUUGCAAGUUUUGUUGUGAAAAAAAUUUUGUUUGCUACGCAAGUUGUGCAGUAACUUUCCAAUGAAAUUAGCUAAAAAGUAGGUCAAGUCUAUAAACUUGCUAAAUGAUUAAAUAAAAACUCUGUCUAGUAUUCCUUGACCUCAGGAUUACAAAUCUGUAAGACUUACUUUUGUUCUUUGGUACAUGCAAAGCAAUUGACAAAUCUUCCUGUUCACAUAACACGGGAGCUUCGUGCUAAACGGCAUGGAACCCGUUCACUGUAGAAUGCUGGAUACAGGGCGUUUAUUCUAAUUCACGAGCAGUAGAUCAAAGGAACAGUCUCUAUACAUGCUGCUGAGCACAGCGGUUUAAGGGCAUGUGGACGCCAAAAGCUGUGUGUGUACAGACCGCUUGGAAGCCGUAUAACUACAUGCAGUUCUAGUUUCCAUUUGUUUCAGAAUUGAGCAUGAAUCUGGUUCAACAACAAUCCUAUUGUAAUUUUAUAAAUAUUUAAUAGGGGCCAAAAUCACCAGCACAACCUCUCCGGAGGCGACGACCUGCACCAUGAACACCCCUGUCGUGCAUCGGCAGGCUACUUAAACUGUAAACGAUAUAGCAGGCUUACUGUAUCAACUGUUCAAGCAGUGGAAGAAAUAUCCUUUCAGAAAUGUCCAGUUUCCGAGAAAGCUAUUUAUCACCGCCGAAGUCCACAGCAUUUAUCUGCCAUAAGCUUCUGCUUUGACCACAAUACGGAAAAUAACUUCACAGAACUUUUACUGGGUUGAAAAAAAUCUAAAAAAUAUUUAAUGCCGGUUUAUGAUGCCUUGGAUGGCAGUCUUUCAGUGAACAUAAACAUUAGUCAGGUGUUGUCUUUCACUACAAUGUGUGUGUGUUUGUGUGUGUGUGUACAGGCACAACAAAGGUCACCACCAUAAUUCUACCCUGAUGUAUAUUGUUCACCACAUAGGUGCUGCUCUGAAGAUGAAGAUCCUCCUGAAGGAAGUGUAUGGGUCUGAAGAGAUGUUAACAUGUUAUAUGGAAAUACUAACUGACAAAGAGGUGCGAGUUUUGCACUUCGUCCCUCCGGUUGCAGUCGUUGAAAUAGAAACAGAAAUUGACAUGAGGGAACUGAAUCGAAAGUGCGCAGCUCGCCCCUUGGCGUCGCACACUGUGACGGCCGAGGAAUGGCAAAUGAAAACACUGUGUGUGUUGAAUGUGGAUCCGGGGACGUCUGAAGAACUGUUAGAGCUGUACUUCUCAAACGCAAAGCGAUCAAGUGGGGGACGGAUUGUUAGCGUAUGCGUUAAUAAACAUCGCGGAAACGCUUGGGUUACAUUCGAAAAGGAGAUAGAUGCUGAAAGAGUUCUUCGCCGCGAGCAUAAGGUCAGUGGAAGAAGAGUGUCGUUGCAACCCUUCCUGGGCACAGUAGAUAUCUCAGAACAGCAGCAUGUCUUAGAACAAGGAGGAGAUGAACGGGACCUGGACAAUUCCAGAAUCAACCGGGGGGAUCGAUGUAAAAGAGUUAUGGACUGUUCCAGAGACAACCAGCGGGAACAAGAUGAGAAAGAUAUGAACCGUUCCAGAGUCAACCUGCGGAGUCAAGAUGAAAGAGAUAUGGACCUAUCCAGAACCAACUGGCAGAGUCAAGAUGAAAGAGACAUGGACCUAUCCAGAUCCAACUGGCAGAGUCAAGAUGAAGGAGACAUGGACCUAUCCAGAACCAACUGGCAGAGUCAAGAUGAAAGAGACAUGGACCUAUCCAGAACCAACUGGCAGAGUCAAGAUGAAAGAGAUAUGGACCAUUCCACGAUCACUCAGCAAAAUCAGUGGGAAGGAAAUGCUCAACAAGAUGACAAUUGCAAUCGGACAUGCCGGCAGCCAGCUAUGGAAGGUGAUUUGCCUGUCACAAACUCCAAGCUUCAGCCCUACAACCAGAGACAACCUGAUCCAAUGGGCUUUCGAGGUGAAAGCUCCAGUCCAGAAGUGAGACAAGAACUAGGGGCAUCUCACCAAUAUCACCAAUAUCCAGAGAACGGUUGUGAUUCUCGCCAUACACGCGCUAGUGAGAGACGCCAUUUUGUGGAGACUGUGAUGGAUAACCUGAUGGAGAAGACAAACCAGCUGCAGGUACUGAAGGAAGACGGAUUUUAUAAAACUGAAAGGGAGUGCUCUGUCAACAUCGCCUCAAAUGGCAUAGUUAUCAUUAAAGGCCCCAAAGAUGAUGUUGACCAAGCAAAACUGGAUUUAUACGAUGCUUUAGAGAAAGUGAAGUGUUCUACAGUUCCACAGUUGUCAUCUGAUCUAUUGCAUUAUGCCACACAACCCAGUCGAUUGGAUAUAAUUCGGAAUCACUUGAAUGAAACAGGUUUUGAGCCAUUUUCUCUGUCUUUUGCGGAUAAUUGUCUUAAAGUAUGGACACUGUCCCAAGACUCUGCUGAUACUGCCGCAAAAGAAGUGAAAACGCUGUUUUCCACGAAGAAAUUCAAGGUGCAGCCCAAGUAUCAAGACAUUUGCAGAGGUUCAGAGUUUGCUGUGUUCCUUAGUGAUGCGAUGCGAAAUCAGGGAGUGAUUAUUAAACAUCAAAACUUUGCAGUUGAGUGCGAAGGGUUCAAACAAGAUGUCGAGGCGACCAUACAAUCCAUCAAAGAUUAUCUGGAGAGUAACAAGUCUCAGAAACGAGAAGUUUCAUUGUCACUAUCUGAGGCGAAGUUCCUCGAUCGUCACGCCCGGAAACACCUGAGAGACAUCGAGACUAACGCUCAAGAAUUAGUCAAGGUUUGGCUAAACAACGAGAAGCCUUGCAUCGAAAUAAGUGGCAAACAGGGAGUUACCGAAGAAGUGGAAAAAAAGGUGAAAGAUUUUCUAAAGAGCCUGUGUAACGCUGAAGUAAAUAUAGAGGAGCCAGGUAUACGGGAAUUUUUCCGAGACCAGGGUAUCGCGUUGAUACAGGCCGUUGAAAACAGGGCUCCUUGUGUGCUGGACAUGACUGGUACUGGGCAAACACGCGGAGCCAAGGGCAGUGGUGGGGACAGGCGUCCGGGACGAGAGGACAAAGGUGAAAUUGUCUUGAAUAGGUCUCCUGAUAGCAUUCCACAUCGAUGGCCCGCUGUUACGGUCAGCCAAGGAAAUAUAACGGACAGUCAGGCCUCUGUGUUGGUCAAUGUCGUAGGUCGUGAGUUGAACCUAAGUCGUGGAGCUUUGUCCAAAACCUUUCUUAGAGUCGGCGGUCAAGAGUUACAAAAGGCACUGUCUAGAAAUCACACCCCAGCUGAUUUUGGGGAAGUCUUGAUAACCCGGACACGUGGGGAUUUGCGAUGUGAAUAUGUUUACCAUGCAGUAUGCCCCCGCUGGAAUCCCAGAUACGGCGCAAAGGCUGUGACGGACAUUGUGUCUAAGUGUUUAACGGAGGCCAACAAGCACCACAGUCGAUCUAUUGGUUUGCCUUCGGUCGGCGCUGGUGGACUUGGCUACCCAGCGGACGUCCUCAUCCAAGCUUUUAAGUCAUCCCUUUGCCACUUCAUUCAAAAUACCCAAAAUUUAGAAUUAAAGGAGAUUUUUUUGAUCAUAUACGACAAGGAAGUGUUUGAAUUAUUCAAAGAAGCCUUUACAGACGGUUGGAUGAGUUCAACGAGCUCUUUCACUCCAGGAACAAAUUCUAAGGGUGGAAAUUCUGUCAGAAUUGCUGUGACAACGACAAAAGAGCGUGUUGAAGAGGUAAAGAAGCUGAUCCGAAGACAUGUAAAAGAUGCUUAUUGUGUGGAUGAAAUUCGUGACCCCAGUCUGCAGAAUCCCCCUAAAGCCCUGAAGGGGCUGAUCACAUCUUUGUCCGGUCAAGUGAGCAUCCGCCUGGAUGGGGGCAAGAUCUCCGUAUAUGGCUCAAAAUCUGCUGUUGAUUUUGCUACAAAAGAAAUUUUUAAAUGUCUUCAUGAGAAUAGACCUGCUUCUCAAAAACCCUCCCUACUCUUGAAAACCAAGGGAGUGAAGGCGUACAUGGAUGCAAAGGCGAAGGAAACGAUCUAUGCUCCUGGCCACUGGAAGAAUUUCAACAAACGAGAUGUACCCUUGACUGAAUUUAUUGACGCCAAGGAUGAGAAGUACAAGCUGGUGGAUGCGUCAAAGCAAGAGACAGCCGACAUCACCAAACUCUUUGUGGAUAGUUGGGCAAACUGCAAUGUACAAGUAACCCAGGUUCAGCGGGUUGAAAAUCCGGAACUAUAUCAGAAAUUUGCCAGUAGACGUCAGUUGUUCUACAGCAAGGCUGCUAAAGGAAAGAUUCAAAUACUGAGCCCUCCGCCCAUAACGACCACUUUUCAGAUUCAAAACGUAGACCGUUACUGUCGUAAGGAAAUCAACGAAUGUUUGCUGUUUCACGGCACGAGGAAUGUGUCUGGCAUUCUGGACAGUGGCUUGGAUUUCCGGGUCGGUGGGAACGGGAAAUUCGGGAAGGGCAUCUAUAUGGCUGAGUGCGCCUCCCUCAGUCAUGGCUUUUCCUCCCCUGGCAAUUUCAGAGCUGCAACACCUUUCUUUGGUCUGAAGAGUUUAGGAGGAGGAGGUGGGGGUAAAACCUGCAUGUUUGUUGUUCGUGCCGUCUUAGGUAACUGCUUCAAAACCAACAACCAGGGCAACUAUGUGCGACCUCCAUGCAUGGUAUCUUCCUGUAAUGACCAGAUCAACUGCCUGCAACACGGAGAUAGAUAUGACACGGUGGUUGGCUCCGCCGGCUUCAGGGAGUUUGUCAUCUAUGACAGUGCCCAAUGCUAUCCUGAGUACCUCAUAACGUUGUCCUGAGCAGACAGCGUGGAAAUGCCCUGGGCUGAGGUUCUCUCAGAUUCCUGUGUCAUCUAGAGGAGUUACCACUAUAUCA
Liolophura sinensis is the source of this 4933-nucleotide messenger RNA. RefSeq names its product protein mono-ADP-ribosyltransferase PARP14-like. Lineage: Eukaryota; Metazoa; Mollusca; Polyplacophora; Chitonida; Chitonidae. Gene Ontology annotation, cellular component: nucleus; cytoplasm. The transcript is spliced from 14 exons. The record is from RefSeq and is a predicted model, not a curated record. Gene Ontology annotation, molecular function: NAD+ poly-ADP-ribosyltransferase activity; RNA binding; transcription corepressor activity. The coding region runs from base 1015 to 4857 and encodes 1280 amino acids. Gene Ontology annotation, biological process: negative regulation of gene expression.